Molecule: messenger RNA, 4338 nt
Organism: Nymphalis io (European peacock)
Lineage: Eukaryota; Metazoa; Arthropoda; Insecta; Lepidoptera; Nymphalidae
Product: patj homolog
Exons: 1
Coding region: 172-2178 (668 amino acids)
Molecular function (GO): protein binding
Source: RefSeq, a predicted model, not a curated record
UGUCAUUUUUAUAUCUAAUUUACAAAUUUUUUGCGUUAACGGCUGCAUGGUUAUAUUUUUUAUUGUUUUGUAAGUGAAAAAAAGUUAGAUAUUAUCAUCUUCCUAAUCGCGAUGUAUGUUUUGGACGGUCAUAACCUCGUCGUGCACAUCACGUAACUUCUAAAGGCUCCGAUGGUUAGGAAAACGAUGGUACUGAGCACGGAGUGGGCGCAGGUGGAAGUGGUUGAGCUUAUAAAUGAUGGUAAUGGAUUGGGUUUUAACUUAGUCGGCGGCAGGAGCACGGGCGUGGUGAUUAAGUAUGUGCUUCCCGGUGGAAUAGCUGAUAAAGAUGGGCGACUUCAGAGCGGAGAUCACGUACUGCAGGUUGGAUCAGUGAACUUGCGAGGAUUUACCUCUGAACAAGUUGCCUCUGUCCUGCGUCAGGCAGGGCCAACUGUUCGACUACUAGUCGCACGGCCUGCGGAUCCUGCAGCUGCACUCCGUGCUCCCCUUCCGGGGACAGCGCUUGUACCUACGAAGCUACUCGCUGACCCUGAACUUCUCGAUCGUCAUUUAAUAGAAACUGGUUACGGUGCAGUGUAUGAUUUAUCGCAAUGCUACAGUGACUAUAUAAACGGCCAAAACGGCGAUGUUGAGAACUUGGUGGCAGCUGUCAGCGUGUUAAGCGAGAAUCCACAGCAGAUCGCAGUAAACCCAAUUAUAGCUGACAACAUUUCACCAACAAUAACUAUAACAGUACCUGUUGAAAUACCAACUUUACCCGAGGUGGACAUCGUGCAUGUGAAUUUAAACAAGAAUGUGUAUGGCUUAGGAAUAACUGUGGCCGGUUAUGUAUGUGAGAAAGAAGAAUUAUCAGGAAUAUUUGUGAAAAGUAUAAUUGAAGGCAGCAGUGCCGAGCAAAGUGGUAAAAUCAGGAUUAAUGAUAGAAUUAUUGAAGUUGAUGGUGUUUCCUUAGCUGAUAAAAGUAAUCCUCAGGCUGUGGAGAUACUAAGAAAUACUGGUAUAUCGGUGCAUUUAGUUUUAGAAAGAUACUUGAGGGGUCCAAAGUUUGAACAUCUUCAGUUAGCCAUAUUCAAUGAGGAAAGACCAACGUCACCAUCACCCUCGGCUACCACCCUCACUUGGUUUCCAGUGCCUUCACAAGCUGACAAUAGUACAGUUGAAAUUGAACCAGAGCCUGUGUCUAAUACUACUAUAGAUUCAAGUGUGUUAGAAGUUGGUGAUGACAAUGAUCAUGAAGAUAAUGAACCAACCCAAGAAGAAUUAGAUAAAAGAAUUGAUGCAAUACUGGCAAUAGGUGAAGAGGUGAUCAGGAAGAAAUGGGAAGAAGAAAUUGGAACAGAAAAAGAAAUAAUAGUAGCUGAAGUACACAAGCUUUCAGGUUUAGGAAUAAGCCUAGAAGGAACGGUGGAUGUAGAAGGAGGUCAGGAAGUGCGACCCCACCAUUAUAUAAGAUCUGUCCUUCCCGAGGGGCCAGUUGGACAGCAAGGCACGCUCACUGCUGGUGAUGAGCUACUUGAAGUUAAUGAGUACAGGCUGCAUGGAUUAACACAUACAGAAGUUGUAAAUAUUCUUAAACAAUUACCAAAUCGUGUGCGUCUAGUUUGUGCUCGAAGUAACACUGAGGGUGGGCCUAGACCUGUUAUUAAUUUAGCACAGGACCGAGAAGGCUUUGAAGCAAGGAAAAUCAUAUCCGGCAGCUUAAACAAUUUAACAACUCUUGUAAAAGCUCAAUCAGAUACAUCUAUAAACACAUCCAGUACUGCAACAUUGACUAACCACUCUAGUCAGUCCAAAAAAUCCAAGUCCUUGGAAUGUGUAUCUGGCUUAGCCAUGUGGCAAAGUAGAGAGGACAUUGUGGAACUUAUUAAAGGAGAUCAGGGUCUCGGUUUUUCAAUUCUGGAUUAUCAAGAUCCAGUAGACCCUAAUGGGACUGUAAUUGUAGUUAGAAGCUUGGUACCUGGUGGUGUAGCUGAGAAGAAUGGUGAAAUAUCACCUGGAGAUAGAGUGAUGUCAGUAAAUGGAAGUAGUAUAAAAAAUGCAACCCUUGACCAAGCUGUGCAGGCUUUGAAAGGAGCACCUCGGGGAAUUGUACGCGUCGGCAUUGCAAGACCACUACCGUCAAAUGACAAUUCAAAAUCAAAAAGCACCACAACACUUAAUACAAAAACGAGCUAAUCUUAACUCCAUGACUUAACUCACUGUGUUACGACUAGUCAACGUUAAAACCAUAUCUAUUGUACGCUUAGUUAAGCAUGAUUUACACUUAGCGUUUAAAACGCAGAAUAUAAAACAGUAGAUACAGAUAAGCCUAAGUUAUACACUACAAAUGUUAGGAUUUUAGAAUGGCAAUCGCACCAUAGAAUCGUUUCGUAUAGAAUAGUUUCAUGAGACAUUUAAAUGUCCUUAGCUCAUCAUAACUGGGCUCAAGAUCUGCAAUACAAUAAUACCUUACGCUUUACUAGAUAAUUGUACAUUUUUAAGUCACAUGCCCUUUUGUAUUGCACAUAUUUUAUUACAUGUAGAAAAAAUUUGUAUGACAUUAACAGUAUGAAACAGCUAUUUAAAUUUUGCUUUAAACAUAUAUACAAGUAAGAAAUAGAUUUACUAAAGAUAAUUUUAAUUGCAUUUAAAAAAAGUACAAACACCCUUUUUAGUUUGAAUAUCAUUAUUGGUUUUGUAUAUUUUUAUGUUUAUAACAUUACCAAAUGAAAUUAUAGAUGAACAUUGGUCUAUUAUGUUUUUUUAAGUAAUAUAUUUGUCUUAUGAAUGAAUUCACUAUACAUGUAACAGAAUGAAGGUUUUAUAGAUUUAUAAAAAUAUCACAUAAUACAACUUUUGGAUCAUCCCAUAGAGUUAGAUAGGAUUAUAGAAUAACACGAAUAUUGUAGAUGUUAAACUAAGGGAGCAAUUAAAUAAAAUAUCUUCUAUUAUAUGUAAAUAAAUAAAUUAGAAUCUCAUAAACAUAUAGACAUAUUAAAGUAUAUUUAUAAGAUGUUUUACACAAUAGUGAAAUAUAUUCUUGCUUCCUUUGAAUUUAACAUUUUUUUUUUUAUUGUGAAGCGAUUUUAAAUGUAUGUAUUUAUUAUCUAUAUUAAAAUAAAUUUAUAUAAUAUAUUCAUUUAUUGAAAAUAAGAUUAUACAGUAUUAAAUACUUUGUACCUUUUCUCAACAUUAAUAUAAAUCGGAGUUCAGAAUAUUAAAAAGGAUAAAGGGUUCCUAGUCGUUGUUGUACCCUUCAAACGUAAGUGCACAAUAAAUUAAAAAUGCACAUGUGAUAUUUUUAUUUACAUAUUAAUGUUUACAAAUAAUUUCUGUGUUUACGUAAUUAAUUAAUAAUUUUGUAUGUUCAAUGUGUUUUAUUAAAAUUUAGUCUACUAAAUGACGAUGGGCCGAACUUUGUUGUAACGAAUACUAUUAAUCGGCCGAUUAUUUUACAAACGCUUACAUUCAUCUGACGCUCGGAUGGGUCGUCUGAGAUGUAUAUUGUAACUCAAGCGUCCUAAUUCCUACGUCACCAUUUUUAAAUCGACAUUAAAGCUCGUUUUUUUUUAAAGUAUUGUCACAUGUCAGUUAUGGUAUAAAAUAUAGCAACAUUCAGCCGAAUAUUCGUGUUCAGUACAACUCAUAACUAUUCGAUCUACCAAUUUCGCUAACUACUAACAAAACAGUCAAUUUUUAUAAUUAAAUUAAUAGAAUUAACUAUAGUCCAUAAAUUCAUUUAACGUAGAUCUAAAGUUGCGUUUCCACUAAACGAAAAAUAACUUGUGGUAACUUGGAUUUUCAAUUAGGAUAGCAAUCAUUUUUUUUUUUAUUUAGAUAGUCUUGUAUUUCAGUUGCAAACAGAAAUUGCAAGCUAUUUCAGUGAAAUCGCAACCAAACAGAUCAAUUAUAUUGUUAAGACAUUUCAUGUUUAGAUAUCGUUUAAUUUUAGAAUAGUUAUUUGUUUUUUCAGCGUUAACAAUGUUUUUUAUAGAACAAAGAAACGUAACAAAAUGAAAUUCCCUUGUAUGCUGAUUUUAUGUAUUAUUGAAGUAAAUAUAAUAUAUGCCUUUAUCAAUCAAGUGUAGUAUCUGUCUAGACUUUAUAGUGAUCUAAAACAAUAACUAGAACUCGAGUGUCGUCAACAACAGUGUACUAAAAUGUCUGAUAUCAAGUUUUAUAUGCUGUUUUAACAAAUCUAGAUAACUAUAAAAGAAAUGUUAUAUUGCAUUUUUGUUAUUCUUUUAACUGUGUCUUGUGAACAGUCAGAGAUAUAUAUCUGUUUUUUUUUGUUAUCUGUAAGUUUAAUAUUAAAAAUUAAAAUAUUGUCUAUUUGUCUGUUAUAUGCGUUAUGUG